AUGAAUGCAGUAAUCCAAUCUUUCAAUACUAAAAAUUUCACAUUCGAAGACAUUCAUAAAACAAUUGUUGAUUAUAUCUUAACUACAAAGUUUAUUGCACCAUUCUUGAUCUCAUUUAAUGCCACUGUCAAAGACAUAAAUGGUGUUCCUGGAUUAGUAGGCAGAGAGCUUUUUAGUUCCAAAAAUGUUACGUUUUUAUCAACAUUGGUUGAUCCAACGAAAAUUCAAAAGUUAAUAAAGAUUUUUACAGUUAUACUAGCAUUUUCCGUAAUAUUUAACUAUUAUGGAUGGAAAAGUAUUAAUUCUUUAUUUACUUCCAUGCAACCAUCUCUGCAGCUUUCACCGCUUAGUAUAUCAUUACAUGCAACAUUUGAUUUUGCACAUACCGUGUUUGUUACCUUCAAAAUACCUGCCACAAGCUCAGAAUCAUACUUAUAUUUAAUUUUUGUUGUUUCAGCAGGAAUGCUGGUAUAUGUAUUCUUUGAAAAUACAUUUUCUGUAAGAAUACAUGCAAUACACACCGUUGAUCAAACAACAAUUCCAUUUUGGAUCAGAUUUCUUUCAAUUAUCGCUUUACAUUCAUGUUUUAUAGCAACUCAUUACUAUAUACUUGAGAAUCUAUCUCAAUAUCCAUUACUAUCAUUCAUUACAAUUUCUUCUCCUUUCUUGCCACAAAUUAUUUACACAUUUUUCAAUUCUAAUGCAAGAAAGAAGGAUAACGUUUUCAUAAUCAAUGAGUUGAUAUCGAAAUCCAUUAUAAUUCUUUAUUAUGGAUUCAUUUCAAACCAUAUUUACAAAAAAAUUUAUCCUCGCGAAGCAUCAAUCGCUUUUGGAUUACUAGUCUUCCAAGCUAUGCUUGUUAUAUUGCAAAAUCAAUUUGGAAGCCAUCUUUGCUUCCCAGAUUUCUUAUUUGCUGAAUCAUAUGACUAUUAUCAACCUCAUGAAAUUCAAGAAGGAGAAGUCUGCCCAAUUUGCUUUUCUCCAAUAGAAAUUGAUGACGAAGUAAUGGUUACCCCUUGCGAACACGCUUUUCAUGCAGAAUGCCUUCAAAGAUGGAUGGAGGAAGAACUUGUUUGCCCAAUGUGCAGAGCUAAUUUACCGCCAUUAAGAUGA
Molecule: messenger RNA, 1113 nt
Organism: Trichomonas vaginalis G3
Lineage: Eukaryota; Parabasalia; Trichomonadida; Trichomonadidae
Product: RING finger ubiquitin ligase family
Exons: 1
Coding region: 1-1113 (370 amino acids)
Molecular function (GO): zinc ion binding
Source: RefSeq, a predicted model, not a curated record